AUGGAGUGCGAUGAAGAGGAGUCGCGACUGCAGCACAAAAGGGUGGCGGCGCAUCAGCGGCAGGAGACGCAUGCCGCGUGGAAGCGCACCUUCUUCCAGACGAGGCCGCCACCGCCUUCGAUUGGUCGACUGCACCGACGCCAGCAGGGAGUCACCAAAGGCCACUCGUGCCACAAUGCCUUCAAUACCGCACUAGCGCUGGCGAAACAGGAGGGCGAAGACGAGUCCACUCGUGAUUCCAACGCGCGUGCCCCGCUGCCAUCUUCGCCAACACUCACGACAAGUACGACAACGACUGCGGCUGGCAUGCUGUCGAAGCAGGAGGCGUGGGCGGCCCAGCUGCAGGGCGAGAAUGAACGGCGCAACCCUUUCACCGACCUCAACGUCCGCUCAGACCCCCUGCGCACUGUCGUCAUGGCCAACCUGCAUCCCGAGACGGUCGAGGAGGACUUGCGUCACUUUGCCGAUCAGUUCGGCCGUGUGCGGAGCGUGCGCAUUGUGCGCCACCACAAGACCGGCAAAAGUUGCCGUUACGCCUUUGUGGAGUUCAACCUCGUCGGGGAGGCCCGCAAAGCCGUCCAGUUUCACCGCAAGAAGCGACUGAAGGGUUACUCGAUCAUCAUCGACAGGGAGAAGGGCCGCACUGAGCCGGGCUUUCUGCCGAAGCGACUCUUGGCGGCCUCAUCCUUUUGGACGCCCCCUGCGAAUGGUGCGCGCUCUGCGACCUCAACCGAGAGAGAAGAGGCGAAACAUGUGGAUUCUGCGGCGCUGGGCACCGCGGGCGUCAAGGUGGCGCCGUCGAUGCCAGAGAAUGAUGACGACUUCCUCAACGCCAUUUUGAACAGCUGA
Leishmania mexicana MHOM/GT/2001/U1103 is the source of this 849-nucleotide messenger RNA. RefSeq names its product putative U1 small nuclear ribonucleoprotein. Bases 1 to 849 code for a protein of 282 amino acids. Lineage: Eukaryota; Euglenozoa; Kinetoplastea; Trypanosomatida; Trypanosomatidae. Gene Ontology annotation, molecular function: snRNA binding; mRNA binding. The transcript has a single exon. Gene Ontology annotation, cellular component: precatalytic spliceosome; U12-type spliceosomal complex. The record is from RefSeq and is a predicted model, not a curated record. Gene Ontology annotation, biological process: mRNA splicing, via spliceosome.